AUGAAAAUGGCGAGUGGCACCAUUCGAGACAACGAUGCACUCUCCUUCUUAAACCCUACUUCCUUAGCUUCUUCUCCGAUUCCCGUUUCCGACGCCGAUAGUUACCUCCUCGACGGUGCCCAAAUCAGCAGCGCCUCCGGUAGCUUCCAGAACGAGGGAUUUCUAGGUGGGCUAGACCCUGGACCAAAUUUGAAUAUUGAUGCCGAGUUUGGUUUCUCCCGGCCCGAUUUUAAGCAGAUUCCGCUUGUUGGCACGGUUGAUUUCUAUGAGCGACACGUGUUCCUAUGCUACAAGAACCCUCAGGUUUGGCCUCCUCGCAUUGAGGCUGCUGAGUUUGAUCGCUUGCCUCGGCUUCUUUCUGCUGCUUUAUCCUCCCGGAAGGCUGAUAUGAAGAGACAGAUUCGGUUAACAAUAUGCGAAGGGCAUGACGGGACAGAGACAUCUAAUGGAGAUGUAUUAAUCUUUCCAGAUAUGAUCAGAUACAGGAGAUUGACCCAUUUUGAUGUAGACACAUUCGUUGAAGAAGUGCUUGUAAAGGAUGGUGAAUGGUUACCUGGAACUCCAGAAGCUCUCAGGGGAUGGUACAUAUUUGUAUGCUGUCACGGUAGUAGGGAUAGACGUUGUGGUGUAUGUGGGCCCACUUUGGUCAGUAAAUUUAAUGCAGAAAUUGAAUUACAUGGUCUUCGGAAUAAAGUGUCUGUUAGUCCAUGCUCGCAUAUUGGUGGUGAUAAAUAUGCUGGAAAUGUAGUUAUAUUUGGACCAAAUCUCCACAAAGAAAUCACCGGUCACUGGUACGGGUAUGUGACACCAGAAGAUGUAUCGAUUUUGCUUGAGAGACAUAUUGGCAAAAGACAAAUUGUAGAUCCGCUCUGGAGGGGGCAAAUGGGAUUAUCUGAGGAAGAACAAAUAUAUGCACAGACACAAAGGAUUCAACUUAAUGGUGGGACACAUAACUCAACCCAAGCUAAAGAUUCAUGCGCCCAUAGUUGUGGAUCCCAUGGCGAGGGUUCGUCAUGUUGCCAAACGAAUGUAGGCUUCCUUUGCUGUCAGAACUCUCCAUCAGCAGAGACGGGGGAAGCUUCUGAACUAAAUGAAGAAGCUGGAAAGCUAAAGGUCGAGAAGAAUAAGAGCCUUCGGAAGCAAAUAUCAAGACGAAAUAGUCUGAAAGGGGGUUCUUCUCGUAAGGUCUCUAUGCUUACUUGGUACGAAAACUGGGAGCGUGAAGAUACAUAUGCAGCUCUUGCUGUGAUUGGUGCUGUCGUCUCUGUCGCCUUUGCUUAUAAUUGCUACAAACAGCUAAGAUGA
Molecule: messenger RNA, 1305 nt
Organism: Oldenlandia corymbosa var. corymbosa
Lineage: Eukaryota; Viridiplantae; Streptophyta; Magnoliopsida; Gentianales; Rubiaceae
Source: the annotation of a GenBank genome assembly